Vitis riparia (riverbank grape) is the source of this 2142-nucleotide messenger RNA. Its product is annotated as vacuolar cation/proton exchanger 3-like. Gene Ontology annotation, biological process: calcium ion transmembrane transport; intracellular calcium ion homeostasis. The record is from RefSeq and is a predicted model, not a curated record. Lineage: Eukaryota; Viridiplantae; Streptophyta; Magnoliopsida; Vitales; Vitaceae. Gene Ontology annotation, molecular function: calcium:proton antiporter activity. The transcript is spliced from 13 exons. The coding region runs from base 371 to 1723 and encodes 450 amino acids. Gene Ontology annotation, cellular component: plant-type vacuole membrane.
CUUUCAUUCAUGGGUGUAGUUUUUCUUUUUCAACGUCUGGUCUUCUUCCUUCGUUCCAUGUUCCCCUUAUCAUCCGUUAAUCCCAAUAACCACCCACCACCUACACUUCUAUCCACCAUUUUUCAUUUCCCACCACGAAAACUACGGAACCCAUCCCAUACCAUGCUCAGAAGCGAGAAAUUGUCAUCAUCUAUGUGAUUUCAAUCAUAUUAACACUUGAUUGUUAUCAGCAGGUAAAUAAAUUCAAGAUAAUGCUCCUGGGCACCACCCUUUUCCAUUCAUUGGAAAAGUUGAAUGAGCAGUGAUGCCCAUGCUUGGAGAUGGAUGGUUCCUUGUUGCUUGCAGGGCAUAGUCGCAGUAGCUGGGGCGUAUGGACAACCACAAGUCACAAAUGGUUGGAAUUCACUCCCAUCUCGAAAUGGGAUCAUUAGAGGAAAGAGCAGUGCUUGAGUUUGAGGACGAGAGUCUUUUUAGCCCAGACUCAGCUUCUAGAAAGACACAUUCCCGGGAGGGUUCCCUGGUAUUGGCGUCGUCUCCUGCUUCAGAAACUUCUGGUACUAAAUGCAUGAGUAAUAGCAUCUUCAAUAGCAUAAAGGUUGUGGUCUUCUCCACCAAAAUCAACCUACUUGUGCCCUUUGGCCCCGCGGCAAUUUUGGUGGAUAAGUUUACUAACAAUCACGGUUGGGUCUUCUUUCUUAGUUUACUGGGCAUAAUACCUCUGGCUGAGCGAUUGGGUUAUGCUACAGAGCAGUUAGCUUUGUUCACUGGUCCUACAGUUGGGGGUUUGUUAAAUGCCACCUUUGGAAAUGCCACAGAGUUGAUAAUAUCAGUUUAUGCACUGAAGAAUGGCAUGAUACGUGUUGUUCAACAGUCAUUAUUGGGCUCAAUUCUGUCGAACAUGUUGCUGGUGCUUGGAUGUGCAUUUUUCAGUGGAGGAAUGGUUUUUUCUAAGAAGGAACAGGUGUUUAGCAAGGCAGCUGCUGGAGUGAACUCAGGGUUGCUGUUGAUGGCAGUCAUGGGGCUUCUGUUUCCAGCUGUCCUCCACUUCACUCACACUGAAUUGCAUUUUGGGAGUUCUGAGUUGGCCCUUUCAAGAUUUAGUAGCUGCAUUAUGCUUGUGGCAUAUGCUGCCUAUCUUGUUUUUCAGCUGAAGAGUCAGAAAAACCUUUAUGUUCCAGUCGAUGAGGGUGGGGACCAAACUGAAGGGGAUGAAGAUGAAGCUCCUGAAAUUUCCAAGUGGGAAUCCAUAAUAUGGCUAACUAUUUUGACUUUGUGGAUUUCAGUCCUCUCAGAGUACCUAGUUAAUGCCAUAGAGGGGGCAUCUGUUGCAUGGAAAAUGCCAAUUGCAUUUAUUAGUGUUAUCCUGCUCCCAAUUGUUGGGAAUGCAGCAGAGCAUGCAAGUGCAAUUAUAUUUGCCAUGAAAGACAAACUUGACAUUUCCUUGGGAGUGGCAAUAGGCUCAUCAACACAAAUAUCGAUGUUUGGGAUUCCCUUCUGUGUGGUUGUUGGGUGGAUCAUGGGACGUCCUAUGGACUUGAAUUUUCAGCUUUUCGAGACAGCCACCCUUUUCAUGACUGUCAUAGUUGUGGCCUUCAUGUUGCAGGAGGGAACUUCCAACUAUUUUAAAGGAAUAAUGCUCAUCUUUUGCUAUCUGAUAGUUGCUGCAAGUUUCUUUGUACAUAUUGAUCCAACUUCUAUAGUGGAUAAGCCCUCUAAGCAUUAGAAAAUAACCAGCAAUGGAUCAUGGACAACGGAUCUCCUAAAGCUCAAGCUCCAUUUUCUGCACUGGGAAUGAGGGUUUUUGCAGAGGACAAUCCCCAGAGUUGAGUGAACUGAUGGGUUCAAAAGGUGGAAUUGCCAAAGCAAGUGAAGCAUUUCCCAACUUUCAGGAUGGUGUUGUUUGAUGAGCAGCCAGUGGAUCCUCCCUUGCUUCCCCCAGAUGGCUGGAUACAAAGUGUACUGUAGAUUCCAUAUUGAAUUUAAGAUAGUAGGAAAAGCAGUAUCUCCAAUGUAAUUUUACAAGUUGUACACCAAUUUUCUCUUGCUAACUCAUCUCAAAUAGCUAAUUUAUUCGGACUAGUUCUUGUUCACCAUUUGAUCUCCACGUGUAUAGGAUAAGGGCUUCCACCCUAUUUGAUUUUA